Molecule: messenger RNA, 273 nt
Organism: Pieris macdunnoughi
Lineage: Eukaryota; Metazoa; Arthropoda; Insecta; Lepidoptera; Pieridae
Source: the annotation of a GenBank genome assembly
AUGGAUUCUCUAUCCACUGGAUCUCUAAGCGGCGCACAGAAGGAAGAUUUAAUGGACCAAGUCAAACAGCAGAUAGCAAUAGCAAACGCUCAGGAGUUACUGACAAAGAUGUCCGAAAAAUGUUUUAAAAAGUGUAUCAACAAACCUGGCACUUCAUUGGAUAACUCCGAACAGAAGUGCAUAGCAAUGUGCAUGGACAGGUAUAUGGAUGCCUGGAAUCUAGUUUCUAGGACUUACAGCAGUCGCAUUCAACGGGAAAGAAACAACAUGUGA